This is a messenger RNA of Fibroporia radiculosa, 834 nucleotides long. RefSeq lists its product as uncharacterized. Bases 1 to 834 code for a protein of 277 amino acids. The transcript has 2 exons. The record is from RefSeq and is a predicted model, not a curated record. Lineage: Eukaryota; Fungi; Basidiomycota; Agaricomycetes; Polyporales; Fibroporiaceae.
AUGUCCGUGACGCUCGCGAGAUUCCUGCUUCCGAGUUCAUCGUCUCCUAGAGCCUCAUUGACGAAAUCCGUACUCUUAUGGGGCAAGCAUUUUCUUCCUGGCGCCGUCCGUGUUGAGCCAUACAAAAUUCAUGUUUAUGGACCCGGUGACAUUUUACGAUCUGGGAAGAAGACGAAAGCGUUAGCUCCUAGCGGCUUGGAGGCUGACUUUUGUCCGAAGAUUGAAGAAGUACUGGGCCAAUUGCAGAUUCCGUGUGGCCUUCUGCUCACACACGAGUACCCGGUGGGUACGACAGAGCCGAUGGGUUUCAAUAACGACUUGCGCUCGGCUUUUCUGGCAGUGGCCAAGAACAAAGACGCAUAUGUACGGUUCUUGCCUGUUCUGACUAGAUUCGUCGGCAAAUGCGAUUAUCCGGAUUUUCAAGACGACUUUUCUGGUACCUCGGAGUCCGUUGUUCCCUUCACUACUGCCCAUGUUGAUGCUCUACUUGCGGCGUUGGAGGCAGAACCCCAUGUGUUCCGUGUUUCCAACGGCGAAACAUCCAAGAAGCAAAUGCGCAAUCCGACACGUCGUAUGGUGAACGUACGCAAGGCGGAACAUUGGACCGCGUCAAUGCAAAACGUCCCGUUUUACAGUGCAAAUGUCAAAACACAGGUGAUGUUGCUUGGAGACGGAACACGGAAGAGGGCGCAGAGCAUACCGGAAGUGAAGCUCGUCCGUGGAGAGAAGACAGCAUGUAUCUGUCUUACGCAAUGGUCGUUGUCCCGCAAAAGACCGACACAGCUAAUGACAGUCAGAAAAGGAAGAGACCUCGCGGCAGACGAAGAGUCCUGA